AUGUUAAAUGACUAUACGAAACUCCCACGUGUGGCAACAUCUUCCUCACGUGCAUUCAAACCUCCACUGACCAUUAAUUACCCUAUUCAGGUGAGAGCUGCUGCUUGCAGUAUAGCUUUAGUGAGUGCGGGUGGCAGUGGAUCCAGUCAUACGGCAGUUGCUAAACCCGAAGAAAGUAAAUUUUCCUAUGACAUCGCCCAUUCAUACCAUGGAGGAUCUCAUGGUUACGCUUCGCCCAAUGGUUACGGAGGUUUCGGAGAUGCUCACGGCAGCUACGGUCUCGGAGGAGGCCACGUAGUAGGAUCUCUUGGCGGUCAUGGUGGCUACGCAGGUUUCGGUCACGAUGGAGGAUUCGGUGGUCAGGAGCACGGAUUUGGAGGAUUUGGACAUGGAGGCUUCGGUGACGGCUUAGGCCACAGCGGAGGUUUCGCGGGCGGAUUUGGUCAUGGAGGAUAUGGAGCAGGGUUCAGUCAUGGAGAAUUCGGCAUUGGAGCAGGUCAUGGUGGAUUCGGUGGCCACGGAGGACAUGGUGUGGCUGUCAGUCAUGGAACCUUCAAUCUUGGACACGCUAGUUUCGAAGGUGGUCAUAGCUCAGGCUUAGGUGGACAUGGCGGUCAUGGAGGAGUUGAUGGUGGUCAUGGAGGACUUGGUGGUGGUCAUGGAGGACUUGGUGGUAGCCACGGAGGACUCAGUGGUGGUCAUGGAGGACUUAGCGGUGGUCAUGGAGGAUUAAGUAGCGGUCAUGGAAGUCACGAAGGACUCGGUGGUCAUGGAGGUCUUGGUCUUUUCGGAGGACUUGGAGGACUUGGUCACGCAGCUUUCGGAGGGUACGCAGGCCACGCGGGGAGUGCUACCAGUUUUUCCAACACCAACCUCGUAAGCCGCGCAAGUGGCUACGGAAGUGGAGGAGGUCAUGCGCAUGGCAGCUAUGGUCACUUCUAACACUCUGAUCACCUCGACUUCGCCGCAUCUAUUUAUAUUUUGUUAUAG
Molecule: messenger RNA, 990 nt
Organism: Nezara viridula (southern green stink bug)
Lineage: Eukaryota; Metazoa; Arthropoda; Insecta; Hemiptera; Pentatomidae
Source: the annotation of a GenBank genome assembly